CUGCAUCAGAGUCCCCGGAGAAAGGACAUCUCGUUCUUCUUCUUGGAUCGAUCUCUCCUCUCACUAACGGGACCAUCUACCCUCAACCAUGGGUGAUGCUCUGAUGGCCGAGUUUGGGAAAGCUGCCCCUUUCCUGAGGAAGUCGGACAAGGAGCGCCUGGAGGCCCAGACCAGACUUUUCGACAUCAAGACCGAAUGCUUCGUAGUGGACGAUAAAGUCGAAUUCAUGAAGGGACAAAUCCUAAGCAAGGACGGAGGCAUGGCGACGGUCAAGAAGGAAGAUGGAACCACGGUAACCGUGAAGGAGUCGGAUGUGCAUCCCCAGAACCCGCCCAAAUUCGAUAAAAUCGAAGACAUGGCGAUGUUCACUUUCCUCCACGAGCCAGCCGUGUUGUUCAACCUCAAAGAGCGUUAUGCUGCCUGGAUGAUCUACACUUACUCCGGGCUCUUCUGCGUUACCGUGAACCCGUACAAGUGGCUUCCCGUCUACGACUCGGAGGUCGUGGCGGCCUACCGGGGGAAGAAAAGAACCGAGGCGCCACCUCACAUCUUCUCCAUCUCCGAUAACGCCUACCAGUACAUGCUGACUGACCGCGAGAACCAGUCUGUCCUGAUCACCGGAGAAUCCGGAGCCGGGAAGACUGUGAACACCAAGAGGGUCAUCCAGUACUUCGCCAGCAUCGCUGCCGUCGGCAAAAGAGACGCCAGCAAAGGCACGCUGGAGGACCAAAUCAUCCAGGCCAACCCCGCGCUGGAGGCCUUCGGGAACGCCAAAACUUUAAGGAACGACAACUCGUCUCGCUUCGGGAAAUUCAUCCGAAUUCACUUCGGUACCAGCGGCAAGCUGGCGUCCGCUGACAUCGAGACGUACUUGCUGGAGAAGUCGCGGUGCACUUUUCAGCUAAAGGCCGAAAGGAACUACCACAUCUUCUACCAGAUUCUGUCCAAUCAGAAGCCAGAGCUGCUGGACAUGCUGCUGAUCACCAACAACCCAUACGACUACUCCUACAUCUCCCAAGGAGAGGUAACGGUCGCCUCAAUCAACGACUCGGAGGAACUGAUGGCCACCGACAGCGCCUUCGACGUUCUCGGCUUCACUGCGGACGAAAAGAUGGGCGUCUACAAACUGACCGGCGCCAUCAUGCACUACGGCAACAUGAAGUUCAAACAGAAGCAGCGCGAAGAGCAAGCGGAGUCAGAUGGAACGGAGGCAGCGGAUAAAUCAGCUUACCUAAUGGGGCUGAACUCUGCCGAUCUCAUCAAAGGUCUGUGCCAUCCCCGAGUCAAAGUCGGAAACGAAUACGUCACGAAAGGCCAAAGUGUGGACCAAGUCUACUACUCUCUCGGUGCUCUUGCUAAGUCUGUGUACGAAAAGAUGUUCAACUGGAUGGUGGUGAGAAUCAACCAAUCCCUGGACACGAAACAGCCCCGUCAGUACUUCAUCGGAGUUCUGGACAUCGCUGGAUUCGAGAUCUUUGACUUCAAUACUUUUGAGCAGCUGUGCAUCAACUACACCAACGAGAAACUGCAACAGUUUUUCAACCAUCACAUGUUUGUUCUGGAGCAAGAAGAGUACAAAAAGGAAGGCAUCGAUUGGGAGUUCAUUGACUUCGGGAUGGACUUGCAAGCGUGCAUUGAUCUCAUCGAGAAACCGAUGGGAAUCCUGUCGAUCCUGGAAGAGGAAUGCAUGUUCCCCAAAGCCAGCGACCAGACCUUCAAGUCCAAGCUCUAUGAUAAUCAUCUGGGCAAGAACAAGAUGUUUGAGAAGCCGAGAGCGACGAAGGGGAAAUCAGAGGCUCAUUUUGCCCUGGUUCACUAUGCCGGCACGGUGGACUACAACAUCGGCAACUGGUUGGUUAAAAACAAAGACCCCCUGAAUGAAACUGUGGUUGGUCUUUACCAAAAGUCCUCUCUUAAGCUUCUCAGUGUGCUGUUUUCGAGCUAUUCGGCGACCGACGGCGGCGACAAAGCCAGCGGAAAAGGAGCCAAGAAGAAAGGUUCCUCGUUCCAGACGGUGUCUGCGCUUCACAGGGAAAACCUGAACAAGCUGAUGAACAACUUGAAGACCACACACCCCCACUUUGUCCGCUGUCUGAUUCCCAACGAGAGGAAAACUCCCGGCGCCAUGGACAACUGCCUUGUGAUGCACCAGCUUCGCUGUAACGGCGUCCUGGAAGGCAUCCGAAUCUGCAGGAAGGGUUUCCCAAACAGAGUACUCUACGGCGACUUCAAACAACGGUACAGGAUCCUGAAUGCCGCGGCCAUCCCCGAAGGGCAGUUCAUCGACUGCAAGAAGAGCGCAGAAAAGUUGCUGGGCUCGCUGGACAUUGACCACACUCAGUAUAAGUUCGGCCACACAAAAGUCUUCUUUAAAGCCGGUCUGCUGGGGACUCUGGAGGAAAUGCGAGACGAGCAACUUUCUCGUAUCAUCACGAGGAUCCAGGCUAACGCCCGGGCGAUCCUCAUGCGUGCGGAGUUCGCCAAGCUUGUUGAACGCAGAGACGCGCUGAUGGUCAUCCAGUGGAACCUACGCUCGUUUCUGGGCGUGAAAAACUGGCCGUGGAUGAAGCUUUUCUUUAAGAUCAAGCCCUUGCUUAAGAGCGCAGAGUCCGAGAAAGAGAUGGCGAAUAUGAAGGAUGAAUUUAACAAGCUGAAGGAAGCGUUAGAGAAAUCCGAAACGAGACGCAAGGACCUAGAGGAGAAAAUAGUGACUCUUCUGCAAGAGAAGAACGAUCUCGCGCUCCAGAUUCAGUCCGAACAGGACACGCUAACGGACGCCGAAGAACGCUGCGAACAGCUCAUAAAGAGCAAGAUUCAACAGGAGGCGAAGCUGAAGGAAUUGACGGAGAGACUGGAAGACGAAGAGGAACUAAACGCCGACUUAACCGCAAAGAAACGGAAGCUGGAAGACGAAUGCUCCGAGUUGAAGAAAGACAUAGACGAUCUGGAGCUAACGCUGGCUAAAGUCGAGAAAGAGAAACACGCGACGGAGAAUAAAGUGAAAAACCUAACGGAAGAAAUGGCCUCCCAGGACGAAAACAUCAUGAAGCUAACGAGAGAGAAGAAGGCCCUACAGGAGGCCCACCAGCAAACGCUGGACGAUCUGCAGAGCGAAGAAGACAAAGCCAACAGUCUCGCAAAAGCCAAGGUCAAGCUAGAGCAGCAGCUGGACGAUCUGGAAGGAUCGCUGGAGCAAGAGAAGAAAGUCCGCAUGGAUCUGGAGCGCUCCAAGAGGAGGUUCGAGGGCGACCUGAAGCUGACCCAGGAGAGUCUGAUGGACUUGGAGAACGACAAACAGCAGCUGGAGGAGAAGCUGAAGAAGAAGGAUUUCGAGAUCGCCAGCGUGAGUUCGAGACUGGAAGACGAGCAGGUGGCCGCGGCACAGCUGCAGAAGAAGCUGAAGGAAAACCAGGCACGGAUCGAAGAGCUGGAGGAGGAGCUGGACGCCGAGCGGGCCGCGAGGGCCAAAGUGGAGAAGCAGCGCUGCGAUCUCUCCCGGGAACUCGAGGAUAUCAGCGAGAGGCUGGAGGAGGCCGGAGGAGCGACAUCGGCACAGGUGGAGCUGAAUAAGAAGCGAGAUGCUGAGUUCCAGAAGCUGCGCCGAGAGCUGGAGGAAUCGACGCUGCAGCACGAGUCCACGGCCGCCGCGCUGAGGAAGAAGCACGCUGACAGCGUGGCCGAGCUGGGCGAACACAUCGACAACCUGCAGCGCGUCAAACAGAAGCUGGAGAAGGAGAAGAGCGAGCUAAAGCUGGAGUUGGACGACUUGUCUUCGAGCAUGGAGAGCGUGGUGAAGGCGAAGGCCAACGCCGAGAAGACGUGCCGCGCGCUGGAGGACACCAUGAGCGAGUUUAAGAGCCGAUACGAAGAGACCCAGCGCGGGAAUAGCGACCUCACCACGCAGAGGGCCAGGCUGCUCACGGAGAACGCCGAGAUGGGACGCCAGCUGGAGGAGAAGGACAGUCUGAUAUCACAGCUGACCCGCGGGAAGAACUCCUACAACCAGCAGGUGGAAGACCUGCGGCGCCAGCUGGAGGAAGAAGUCAAAGCUAAGAACGCGCUGGCGCACGCCGUGCAGUCGGCGCGCCACGACUGCGACCUCCUCCGCGAGCAGUUCGAAGAGGAACAGGAAGGAAAGGCCGAGCUGCAGCGCGCGCUCUCCAAAUCCAACACCGAGGUGGCCGCCUGGCGCUCCAAAUACGAAACGGACGGCAUCCAGAAAACGGAAGAACUGGAGGAGGCCAAGAAGAAGCUGGUGCAGAGGCUGCAGGACGCCGAGGAGGCCGUGGAGGCGGCCAACGCCAAGUGCUCGUCCCUGGAGAAGACCAAGCACCGUCUGCAGAACGAGAUAGAAGACCUGAUGCUGGACCUGGAGCGGUCCAACGCAGCCGCCGCGGCGCUGGACAAGAAGCAGCGCGCGUUCGAUAAAGUGACAGCCGAGUGGAAGCAGAAGUUUGAGGAGUCCCAGUGCGAGCUGGAGGCGUCCCAGAAGGAGGCGCGCUCCCUGAGCACGGAGCUGUUCCGGCUGAAGAACGCCUACGAGGAGGCCCUGGACCAGCUGGACACCAUGAAGAGGGAGAACAAGAACCUGCAGGACGAGAUCUCAGACCUCAGCCAGCAGCUGGGCGAGGGAGGCCGCAGCGCCCACGAGCUCGAGAAGAUCCGGAAAAACCUGGAGCAAGAGAAGGCCGCGCUGCAGGCCGCGCUGGAGGAGGCCGAAGGAUCCCUGGAGCACGAGGAGGGUAAGAUCCUGCGCGCCCAGCUGGAGUUCAACCAAUCGCAGGCCGAGCUGGAGCGAAAGCUGUCGGAGCGAGACGAGGAGGCGGAGACGGCGAGGAGGAACUACCAGCGCUCGCUGGACGCUCUGCAGGCAUCUCUGGAGGCUGAAACACGAAGCCGAAACGAGGCGCUCAGGGUCAAGAAGAAGAUGGAGGGAGACCUCAACGAGAUGGAGAUACAGCUCGCCAAGGCCAACCGGCAGGCAGCCGAUGCCCAGAAGCAGCUCAAGACCCUUCAGGCGUUCCUUAAGGACUCUCAGCUGCAGCUCGACCAAUCACAGCGCGACAGCGAUGACCUGAGAGAGAACAUUGGUCUGCUGGAGCGGAGGAACAACCUGCUGCAGGCCGAGCUGGAGGAGGUCCGCGCAGCGCUGGAACAGACCGAGAGGAGCCGAAAACUCGCCGAACACGAAGUCACCGAAGCCACAGAGCGUACGCAGCUGCUGCACGCUCAGAACACCGGUCUGAUUAACCAGAAGAAGAAGCUGGAGGCUGACAUCAUGAUGCUGCAGAGUGAGGUGGAGGAGGCUGUACAGGUACACACACAGAGACACACACACACAUAUUUUUUUUUGACCAUCUCGGGGGACCUGCAGCACCGAUUGGACGAGGCCGAGCAGAUCGCCAUGAAGGGCGGGAGGAAGCAGCUGCAGAAGCUGGAGGGACGAAUCAGAGAGCUGGAGAACGAGGUGGAGGCGGAGCAACGCCGCGGGGCCGAGGCUGUGAAGGGCGUCCGCAAGUAUGAGCGCCGUAUCAAGGAGCUGAGCUACCAGACGGAGGAGGACAGGAAGAACCUGGCUCGCCUGCAGGACCUGGUGGACAAGCUGCAGCUGAAGGUCAAGUCCUACAAACACGCCGCCGAGGAGGCCGAGGAGGCCGCCAACGGCCACGUGGCCAAACUCCGCAAGCUGCAGCACGAGCUGGAGGAGGCCGAGGAGAGGGCCGACAUCGCCGAGUCACAGGUGAACAAGCUGAGGGCGAAGACCAGGGAUGGAUCCUCCAAGAAAGGCCUGGAGGAGUGAGGAGAGGAAGCAAGCGAGCAAGGAAGCAUCUUUCUAUGUCCAAAACCCCAAAAUAUAUGCUGUUUAAAAGCAGGAAAUCUCCACGUUUGAGAGGCUGAAAUCUGUAUUUUCUGACAGUUUAUAUAUAUAUAUAUAUAUAUAUAUAUAUAUAUAUAUAUAUAUAUAUA
This is a messenger RNA of Perca fluviatilis (European perch), 5967 nucleotides long. Its product is annotated as myosin-6-like. Bases 89 to 5800 code for a protein of 1903 amino acids. The transcript is spliced from 10 exons. The record is from RefSeq and is a predicted model, not a curated record. Lineage: Eukaryota; Metazoa; Chordata; Actinopteri; Perciformes; Percidae. Gene Ontology annotation, molecular function: cytoskeletal motor activity; actin filament binding; ATP binding. Gene Ontology annotation, cellular component: myosin complex.